Zasmidium cellare ATCC 36951 is the source of this 249-nucleotide messenger RNA. RefSeq lists its product as uncharacterized. The transcript is spliced from 5 exons. Lineage: Eukaryota; Fungi; Ascomycota; Dothideomycetes; Mycosphaerellales; Mycosphaerellaceae. The record is from RefSeq and is a predicted model, not a curated record. The coding region runs from base 1 to 249 and encodes 82 amino acids.
AUGAAGACCUUCUACGCCCUCCUCGCUCUGGCGCUCUCGAUGGGUAUCAUGGCCGCCCCAGUCGCUGAGCCAGAAGCAGAGGCACAGCCUGAAGCUGUCAACUAUGGGAAUUACGGAAAAUAUGGAAACUACGGCUCUUAUGCACCGCCGCCACCGCCCUCGGGCUACGGCAAGGCACGUGGAUACAAUAAUUACGGUUCCUACAAGCGUGUGGCAGAGGCAGAGGCUGCACCUGAGGCGGCUGCGUAG